AUGACGCAACCAGUAUGGGACGAAGUCUUGGAAAAGAAUAUUGACUUUGCAUUGUUGCCUGGAGAUACUGUCUACAUGAACUACAAGGACCGGAGUCCUCAAGGAGAAAUCAAAUACAAUAGAGUGUGGUUCCGACAUCUACAACAAAGGGCCGAGACCCAUUUUGCUAAUUUUAUCAGCAAGACACCAAUCUACUCCACAUGGGACGAUCACGACUAUGGCAAUAAUGAUGCAGAUCAUAGCCUGGCAGGGAAGGAAAACUCGCUCGCUGCUUGGGGACAUCUUUGGCCCAACCCCUACCAGGGAUCGUCCAAGGGCACCGGAAACUAUUACUCGUACAGCUGGGGAGAUGUGGAUUAUUAUGUAAUGGAUUGUCGCUGGUAUCGAAAUCCGCACAAUGGCACACUGUUCGGCAAGCCUCAGAUGGAAUGGCUGGAAGAAAAGUUGCUUGAAUCUACUGCCGCUUUCAAGAUAAUAGUUUCAGCGAGUGAUGUAAUGGAAAGAGGCUUGACUGGUGAUUUGAAGCAAAUCGGCAAGGUGGUCACCAAGUAUUCCAUAUCAGGCGUUGUAUUCAACUCGGGGGAUAUCCAUCGAAAUCAGUUCAAAUCGCAAAAAGUGAGCAACUGGCCCUACCCGGUAGUCCAAAUCACUUCAUCCGGCAUAGCAAGGGUCAAGCAACGUCCUUUUGCUAUAAUUACGAUUGACACUAACUUGGAGGAUCCCGAAAUGCUGACCCAGUUUUACAUUGCAGACUCCAAGGAACGUGACACGACGUGGUCCAACAAUGCCACAGUAGACUGCCACGAAAUCCGCAAGAGCAAAGAUCGAGACUUGAAACAACGGUGCAGCAAAGUCGUUCGAUUGAGUGACUUGACUCCAUCAUAA
Messenger RNA from Cylindrotheca closterium, 885 nucleotides. The record is from the annotation of a GenBank genome assembly. NCBI's taxonomy places the organism in Eukaryota, Bacillariophyta, Bacillariophyceae, Bacillariales, Bacillariaceae.